CCCCCGCCCCGCGUCCAACCAUGGCCGCGCCGCCGCCGCCGUAACGCCCGGUGGCACCGCGCUGAGCCGCGGGGGGCGGUCGGCUGUCCGUCCGUCCGUCCGUCCGUCCGUCCGCCGCCCCGCGCGACCCCCCCGCCAUGGCGGAGAGUUUGGCCGAAGCUCCGGGGGACGCCCGGGGGGGGGGAGGGGCGAACCGGGAACUGCUGCAGCGGCUGCGGGAAUUGGAGGAGGAGAACUCGGCUCUGGCUCAGGCCAAUGAGAACCAACGGGAGACGUACGAGCGCUGCUUGGAUGAGGUCGCCAACCACGUGGUGCAGGCGCUGCUCAACCAGAAGGACCUGCGGGAGGAGUGCCUGAAGCUGAAGAAGCGCGUGGCGGAGCUGGAGAGGCAGAACCGGGCGCUGAGCGACCUCUGCCAGCAGCGCCUGCAGCCCCCGCCCGGACCCCCCCCAGCCCAGCUGCGCCCGCUGUCCCCGGACCCCCCCGGCAGCCCUGAGCGCCCACCCGCCCCGCCGCCCCACGGCUGCUGUGCCCCCCCAGCGCAGGUCACCCCAUUGGGACCCCCAUCGAUCACCGCUCUCAGCCCCCCCCUCUGCCCCACCGCCGCCCCCCCCCUGGACGCCCUCUCCCCAUUCUUGAAGAAGAAGGCGCAGAUCCUGGAAGUGCUGCGCAGAUUGGAGGAGGAAACGGACCCUCUGCUGGGGGGGCCCCCCCACACCGCCCCCCCCACCCCCGAGCCCCCCCUUCCCCCAUAUCUGGGCCUAUACGAGGAGGAGAGCCCCGAGGGCGGCUGCCCCCACACCUGGGGGUGCCCUCAGCCCCACUGCUGUCCCCAUCCAUGGGGCUCAAAGGGUCGGGACCCCCCCCCCGCGCUGCGCCUCAGCCCUCAGCUGCCCCGCGCCUCCCGCAUCCCGUGCCGCAGCGGCCCCCCCGAAACGCCCCCCGAGAGCCCCAACUUCCCCCAGCCCCACACUUAUGGGGCGGCCCCGCCCCCCCAACCCCACACUUACGGGGCGACUCCGUCCCCCCAGCCCCAAAGUCACGGCUCAGCCCCGCCCCCCCAACCCCACACCUAUGGGGGGGCGCCAUCCCCGGGGACCCCCCAGCCCCAGUCCUGCGGGGCAUCACCACAGGGACCCCCCCCGCCCCACGCCUAUGGGUCAACCCCGCCCCCCCCGCCCCACACUUAUGGGUCGACCCCUCCCCCUCAGCCGCACACCUAUGGGUCAGCCCCGCCCCCCCACCCUUACGACCCCCCCCCGCCCCCCCCCUCCAUCCCAUCGGACCGAGCAGCCGCGUCCCCCCCCCCCUCCCGCCGCUCCGUCCCGGGGGGUUCCGCUCAGUGCCGCCGCCCCUUUAAGAAACCCCCCGAGUCCUCCGCUGCGCCCCCCCCCCUUAAGGAGCGCUCGGGGGCUCCCACCAAAAGCGGCCCCCCCCCCGGGCGACCCUCAGCUCGGAGCGGCCGCAGCGGCCCGAAACCCCCCGACCCCAUCGGAGGGGGCGGGGGGGGCGCGGGGCCGCGGGGCCGACCGGCUGCGGGCGGGGGGGGCGGCGGAGGGGGCGGCGGACCCCCCCAUACGGCUCCCGUCCCCGCCGCCCCCAAUCCGCCGCCCCCCCCCGCGGCGGGGGCGCAUUCCGCCAUCGAAGAGAAAGUGAUGAAAGGGAUCGAAGAGAACGUAUUGAGGCUGCAGGGGGGGGGGGGGGACGGCAAAGGGAAGGGCGGGGGGGGCGGCGGGGGGGGCGGCGGCGGCGGCGGGGGGGGGGGCGGCGGUCUGGCGGGGUGGCUCGGAUUGCGCCGCAGUAAAUUGCCCGCAUUGCGCGGCCGCGGCGAAUGGGGACCCGCAGCGCUGCGCAGGGACGGCAAAACGGCGGGGGGGCGGAAAGCGGAGACGGAGGGGGUGAAUAUAUCCCGUCUGAUGGAACGGGCGGAGGAUCUGAGGAGGGCGCUGCGGGACGGAGUGCGGGACGGAGUGCGGGACGGAGUGCGGGACGGAGUGCGGGACGGAGUGCGGGACGGAGUGCGGGACGGAGAGGCGGCGCUGCGCGGCGCGGGGAGGGAGGAACUGAAGGGGCGCGGAGGGGCGGCGCGGAGACGCGCAGCGGGACGGGAUGGAACGGCGAGAGAAUUCGUACAGAGACUGCUGGAGAGGGUGGAUGGGAAGGACGCGUCCUAUGAGAGCCGCCUGGAGCACAAACGGGAUCUGUGCCGCAACGGCAUCGUGGGGCACCUGAGGGGCGGCCAGGAGCCCCCCCACAAGGUUCCCAGUGUGGGGCUGCGGGGUGAGCUGCACCCCGAUGAGCGCUUAUCAGAACUGGGGCCGCUGCAGCACUUCGCAGCCUGCAGCUCCCUGACGCGCACUCUGGACAGCGGCAUCGGGACUUUCCCCCCCCCGGAUUAUGGGGGGGUCCCCACGAAAGGAGCCCCCAAACCUCGUGGGAUCGCUGCCCCCCCCCCCAGCGCUCCUCCCGCGCCCCCCCCGCCCCCCCCCAACACCAAAGUACCCCGCAAGGCCCGCACUUUGGAGCGGGAGCUGCCGGGGGUGGAGGAGCUGAUGGGGAAACGCCGCUCCGGCCCCACUGCGCCCCACAGCGGAGUCAGUGCGGCCCAACGGGGGGGGCUGCAGGCCGAUGCUGUGAAGCCGCGCCGCGCUCAGCAGGGCAAGAAUUGGACCUUCCCCAACGCGCGGAGCUGCGGGGCGGCCGAUCCAUUCCUGUGCACCGCGGGGGGGAUGUCUCUUCUCGCCCCCCCCCAUUACAGCCUCCCGUCUGCAGCCCAUCCCCGCGGCGCGGCGCAUCUCCGGACCCCCCCCCCCCCGCUGCCCCCCCCCCUGAGCGCGGGCAGCAGCCGCACCCCCAGCGCGUCCGACGUGGGGGAUGAGGGCGCGCGGAGGUGCGGUCGCGGGGGGGGGGCUGCGGCCCCCCCCGGGUUGGAGCACUCGGAGUCGCUCAGCGAUUCCCUGUAUGACAGUCUGUCCUCCUGCGGCAGUCAGGGCUGAACCCCCCCGCAGACCCCCCCCAAACACCCCCCGCCCCCCCCAUGGGGUGGGAUGCAGUCUUCCACCCCCCACCCCACAAUAAGGGGGGGCUGUGGGGGGUCCCGGUGCUCUGUGCCCCCCCCGCCUUCCCUUCCCUCUCUCUUAUGGUGCUAUCACAUUGUACAGCCCCCCCCCCCCACCCCCCCCACGUUUUUAACUCAAUAAAGCCGCCCCCCCCGCCCCCCCUUUAUUUAUAA
Molecule: messenger RNA, 3232 nt
Organism: Gallus gallus (chicken)
Lineage: Eukaryota; Metazoa; Chordata; Aves; Galliformes; Phasianidae
Gene: NCKAP5L
Product: NCK associated protein 5 like
Biological process (GO): microtubule depolymerization; microtubule bundle formation
Cellular component (GO): microtubule plus-end
Source: RefSeq, a predicted model, not a curated record